Molecule: messenger RNA, 1689 nt
Organism: Henningerozyma blattae CBS 6284
Lineage: Eukaryota; Fungi; Ascomycota; Saccharomycetes; Saccharomycetales; Saccharomycetaceae
Gene: TCP1
Product: chaperonin-containing T-complex alpha subunit TCP1
Exons: 1
Coding region: 1-1689 (562 amino acids)
Biological process (GO): protein folding
Cellular component (GO): chaperonin-containing T-complex
Molecular function (GO): ATP-dependent protein folding chaperone; ATP binding; ATP hydrolysis activity
Source: RefSeq, a predicted model, not a curated record
AUGUCCCAAGUAUUUAAUAAUUCACGUUCAGACACUCUAUUCUUGGGUGGUGAGAAAAUUAGUGGUGAUGAUAUCCGUAACCAAAACGUUCUAGCAGCAUCUGCAGUUGCUAAUGUUGUUAAAUCAUCAUUAGGUCCAGUAGGUUUAGAUAAGAUGUUAGUGGAUGAUAUUGGUGAUUUCACAGUAACUAAUGAUGGUGCUACCAUUUUAUCGUUAUUAGACGUUCAACACCCUGCUGGGAAGAUUUUAGUAGAGUUAGCCCAACAACAAGAUCGUGAAAUUGGUGAUGGUACCACAAGUGUUGUUAUCAUUGCCAGCGAAUUAUUAAAGAGAGCUAAUGAAUUAGUCAAAAAUAAAAUCCAUCCAACUACUAUUAUAACUGGUUAUAGAAUGGCAUUAAAAGAAGCUAUUCGGUUUAUUAAUGAAAUGUUAGCCAUGAGUGUUGAUGAAUUAGGUAAAGAAACUUUAAUCAAUAUUGCCAAAACUAGUAUGUCCUCUAAGAUUAUUGGAAGUGAUUCUGAAUUUUUCAGUAAUAUGGUUGUAGAUUCAUUAUUGGCUGUCAAGACACAAAAUUCCAAAGGUGAAGUGAAAUAUCCAGUUAAAGCUGUCAAUAUUUUAAAGGCACAUGGUAAAUCUUCUAAAGAAUCUGUCUUAGUGGAAGGUUAUGCCCUAAACUGCAUUGUUGCAUCGCAAGCUAUGCCUAAGCGUAUUAUUAAUUCCAAUGGGGAACCAGUUAAGAUAGCGUGUUUAGAUAUUAAUUUACAAAAAUCUCGUAUGGCUAUGGGAGUUCAAAUCAAUAUUGAAGAUCCAGAACAAUUAGAACAAAUCCGUAAACGUGAAUCGGGUAUCAUAUUAGAAAGAAUUCAAAAAAUCAUUGAUGCUGGUGCUCAAGUUGUUUUGACCACUAAGGGUAUUGAUGAUUUAUGUUUGAAAGAAUUUGUUGAAAGAAAGAUAAUGGCUGUUAGACGUUGUAAGAAGGAAGAUUUAAGAAGAAUUGCUCGUGCCACAGGUGCUACUUUAAUCAGCUCUAUGUCUAAUUUAGAAGGUGAAGAAACUUUUGAAACCAGUUAUUUGGGUUCAUGUAGAGAAGUUGUUCAAGCCAAAUUUUCAGAUGAUGAAUGUAUUUUGAUUAAGGGUACUAAAAAACAUUCUUCCUCAUCUAUGGUUCUACGUGGGCCUAACGAUUAUUCAUUAGAUGAAAUGGAACGUUCUAUUCAUGAUUCAUUAUGUGUUGUUAAGAGAACUUUAGAAAGUGGGAACGUUGUCCCAGGUGGUGGAUGUGUUGAAACUGCAUUAAACAUUUAUUUAGAUAACUUUGCUACUACAGUAGGGUCUAGAGAACAACUAGCCAUCUCUGAGUUUGCCAAUGCUCUAUUAAUCAUUCCAAAGACAUUAGCUGUGAAUGCUGCUAAGGAUUCCAGUGAAUUGAUUGCUAAAUUGAGAUCGUACCAUGCUGCUAGUCAACAAGCAAAGACAGAUGAUAUCAAGAGAAGAAACUAUCGUAAUUAUGGUCUAGAUCUUAUUAGAGGUAAGAUUGUUGACGAAGUACAAGCUGGUGUCUUAGAGCCAACUAUCAGUAAGAUCAAGUCUUUGAAAUCUGCAUUGGAAGCAUGUAUUGCUAUCUUAAGAAUCGACACAAUGAUCAAUGUCGACCCUGAACCACCAAAGGAAGAUCCUCAUGCCCAUUAA